AUGCUAAAGCUGCUGCAGACAAUGGCCUUGAUAGACGAUUGUGGUGGUGUUUUGACUGUGUAUUUCCCAUCUUCCUCCAACUCUGAUGUUGCUGCGGCAGCUAGUUACCUGCUGGUCUCCGUGGACAAACGGGCAGCUCGCCCUUCUCUCGUAUCAAUUGAUGGAGCGAGGAAAAAAAGAGGGAGCAUCGAGCAUCCAGAAAGAGAGAGCUCUCCCAAUAAUAACAGCUCCCCGAAGCUCCCUGAGCUCCCAAAGCUCCUUUUCGUCCCCUCUCGUUCAGAUCCUCCAGGGCCUGGCCAGGGUGGAAGGAAACCAAAUUAG
Trichophyton verrucosum HKI 0517 is the source of this 321-nucleotide messenger RNA. RefSeq lists its product as uncharacterized. The record is from RefSeq and is a predicted model, not a curated record. The transcript has a single exon. Lineage: Eukaryota; Fungi; Ascomycota; Eurotiomycetes; Onygenales; Arthrodermataceae. The coding region runs from base 1 to 321 and encodes 106 amino acids.